AUGGCGCCGCGGCCGCUGAGCCCCUUGGUGCUGGCGCUGGGUGGCGCGGCGGCCGUGCUCGGCUCGGUGCUCUUCAUCCUCUGGAAGACCUACUUCGGCAGCGGACGGGAGCGGCGCUGGGACGGAGGCGAGGCCUGGUGGGGCGCUGAGCCGGCCGGCCUUCCACAGUGGGACGAGUGGGACCCCGAGGACGAGGAGGACGUGGAGCCGGCGCUGGAGGAGCUGGAGCAGCGCGAGGUGUUGGUGCUGGGGCUGGACGGCUCCGGGAAAAGCACAUUCCUGCGCGUGCUGGCGGGGAAGCCACCGCUGGAAGGCCACAUCCCCACCUGGGGCUUCAACUCCGUGCGGCUGCCCACCAGGGACUUCGAGGUGGACCUGCUGGAGAUCGGUGGCAGCCAGAAUCUGCGCUUCUACUGGAAGGAGUUUGUGAAUGAAGUGGACGUGCUGGUGUUCAUGGUGGACUCGGCUGACCGGCUGCGGCUGCCGUGGGCCCGACAGGAGCUGCACAAGCUGCUAGACAAGGACCCUGACCUGCCUGUUGUGGUGGUGGCCAACAAGCAGGACCUGAGUGAAGCCAUGAGUAUGGUGGAGCUGCAGCAGGAGCUGGGUCUGCAGGCCGUCGACAGCCAGCGGGAAGUUUUCCUCUUGGCGGCCAGCAUCGCCCCUGCAGGAACCAGCUUUGAAAAUCCAGGCACGGUGCACAUCUGGAAACUGCUCCUGGAGCUUCUCUCCUAG
Messenger RNA from Rangifer tarandus platyrhynchus (Svalbard reindeer), 735 nucleotides. The record is from the annotation of a GenBank genome assembly. NCBI's taxonomy places the organism in Eukaryota, Metazoa, Chordata, Mammalia, Artiodactyla, Cervidae.